AAGAUUUUCACAACAAUGCUACUAAUUGUAGCAAUUACAUUUCUCAGUUUUAUUGAAGGUUUUAUGACGCAACAUCAUAAUGUUGAAAAGAAGGCUUUUUUGGAAGUAGUGUUUGUAGUUGAUGGAUCGGGAUCUAUUGGAAAAGAAAAAUUUGCAAUAAUGAAGGAAUGGCUUGUAAAUCAAACAGUAAAAAUAUAUGAAGCUUUUGGAGACUCUGCACAUGUUGGAGUAUUACAAUUUUCAGACAAGGACAAUCCAUGGGACGGGGUUUCGAUUAAAGAUUCAAAAAAGUUUGUUAUUCCAUUUGUGCUGGGAGAAUGCGUGAAUAAUGCAUCCUGUUUCACACCAAGGAUUAUGAACAUGCCAUACUUGAAUUCGGCAACUUACACUUACUAUGCACUACGGAGAGUAAUGGAGGUGGAAUUUCCAAAAUCUCGGAGUUUCACCAUUUCCAAAAAGACAGUGAUUGUUGUGACUGAUGGCGAAGCGAAUGAUCAUGCUUUCCUUCGUGGCUGGCAUGAUAAAUACAAAGAUGCGGUGACCGCGAUUGCAAUAGGAGUUGGGAAUUAUGAAAAGUUUUUGAGUCAAUUGCAAAUUAUCGCAAACGGUGGCACGGGGAACGACAGGGUUUUUACUUUAAGUGGUUUCAAUGAAUUGCAAAAGCAUUCUUCAGAUUUGAUAACUACUCUCAUUAAAUCAACAGAUCUGAUAUGGAGUUCGUGGUCAUCUUGCUCAACAUCGUGUUCACCUGGUAUUCAGAUGCGAACAAUUACUUUCCGCAAUGCAACAGGAACAUUGAAUGGAAGCGUUAUUGUAAAUCAGGUAAACUAA
Molecule: messenger RNA, 831 nt
Organism: Styela clava
Lineage: Eukaryota; Metazoa; Chordata; Ascidiacea; Stolidobranchia; Styelidae
Source: RefSeq, a predicted model, not a curated record